AUGGCUGACCGUAUGAUGGAGGUUGAUUGUUUGUCAUUUCCCACGAUUGCUCAGGUGUCCCAGCCUCUCAACGUGUCCACCUCUGACCUGGCUGAACUAAAGACACAGACUGCCCAGCUGUCAGCGACUGUUGCCGCUUUGCAGCUGCGCCGAUCUCCCGGUCCUUCUCAACGUUCCUUCAGCCGUGACCGUCGUCGUUCCCGCUCUCGCCCCAGGACCGCCAACCUAUGUUGGUAUCAUGUCAGCUAUGGCGACAAGGCACAGCGCUGUGUCCCACCCUGCUCCUUCAAGUCCACGCAGGGAAACUCCUUGGCCGGAGAGUAAAUGCGGCCGAGCUCUCUGGCAACUCUACGGGUCGCACAUUUUACGCGAGUGAUAACACGAGCGGCAAGCAUUUUUUAGUCGACACUGGCGCUCAAAUUAGUGUUAUCCCUCCCACGCCAGCCGACCGACGUUGCCCAAACCAUGGUCUUUACCUUCAAGCCGUAAACUCAUCCCCCUUUACAACCUUUGGAUUUCGAUUCCUCUCUCUGGAUAUUGGCCUCCGGCGAUUAUUCCCCUGGAUAUGUGUGGUUGCUGAUGUUCCCACCGCUAUCCUUGGUGUUGAUUUUUUGGCCGCCUUUGAUCUUCUGGUGGAUUGCAGACAACUUCGCCUCCAUGAUCGCGCAAAUAUCCUCACCGUCAAAGGAUCUCCUCCAUCCUCAGCUUCUAACCAGCUCUCCGUCUUUGACCCAAACCCUGACUGUCCAUUUCGUAGACUCCACUUGAGGUGGACGGGCGAUGGCGGAGUCGGAGUGGGUGGAGGGACGGUUGAGGACGCCUCUGAAAUGUUCGACCAGUCGCUGUAGAAUUUGUGUCCUUUCAGUGAGUAGGGUACUGCCGUCGGCGGUGAGAAGAGAGGCAAUUCCUUUGGCUGCAACACCGUGAACAGCCGUGAUCACGACGAUGAAGUUCUUCCAUUCGUUGAGGUCCGCGUACCCUUGGAUCUCCCUGGUCUUGCGAGCCGUCCAGGCGUCCUGUAUCUCCCACAGCCGCUGUUGUGUAAGGCGACGACUAUGGUAGAAAGCUGCUUUGUUGUCGUCAGAAGGGUGAUUGGAGUAGGCUUUGUGCAGUCGGUUAUUCUCGGCGAGUAGGUUGCUGAUGGCGGCAUCAUUGCCGUCGAACCAGUCCUGAUGUUGGCGAAGUGCGCGACCAGGAACAGUCAGGACGGUCGACUGGACCGUGUCCCUCAGUUGACACCAUCAGUUUUACACGGAGGCAUUCUCGUCUGCGGCGGUAGCGACUGGAACGCAGGCUAGACGUUGAGCUAGCUCAUUGUUGAAGUAGAGAUGGUGUGCGGGCAAAGACAACAAGGCAAUAUUCAACCUACCUGGGAGUCUCCAGCGAGGCCGUAGGCGAAUCCUCAUCUGGGAUAUGACGCGCGAUGGUCGGUUCAUCCAUCGGCAUCCGUGAUCACAUUUGUCACCAUAGCCUCUAGCUAAUCUAGCCUCCGGACGGGGACAUUGUCCAGAAGGUGCCAGUGUAACGAUCGAGUUACGAGACACAGUAAACGACGCGUGCUAUCAAAGCGGGAGCGCAGAGGCAGGUUUUCGCAUAUUUUUUUUCGUGAUCGACGAUUCAUUAUGCUGUGUCCUACUGUAGGACGUAUCAGAUCUGCGCUUAGAUUCAGUCGUCGAUCUCGGCACCGCGGACGACGUACGCUCUACCUAUGUAGACACACCCUGCCGCAGGAUUGGAGUAUGUUCGGAAAACUACUUGCCAGUUAUCACAGUAAUCGUUUCAUACUCGUGCCUAUUGACUACUUUAAGCAGUGGUGCAAGGUGAAACCCUUCCAACAGCGUCCAUCGUCAGCAGGUGCAUUAAACGUUAUAGGGCGUCUGCAGUAGCAGACUCCGAUCGAUCACGACGUUCGAGACCCAUUUUCUGACUGAGCUGUGUUCCAUGAGAUACACAAAAUAACGACCACUCCUCAUUAUCCGAUGUUGAUUGGGCCAGUUUUGCGGACGAGACGAACGUUCAGGCGAAGUCUAUAUGACUUUUUCAAUCACGAAUCGUCCUAUGCCCUGAACAAUUAUAAGCUCCAUUGCUUCCUAACAUACCGAGUCGUCGUGCUCAGUUCGAUCGGAUUUUCCUCCGCGUUGUUGCAGCUCUUUCGCGAACUGAGAUUUCCUGCGGAUAUCCACCCACUCCCGUUAAUUCCUGCUGAAGCUAUUUGUAUUGUGGAUUGCUUCGGAGUCGUCAAGGGAAGACUCGUUACAGUUUACGGGCUCGCUUGCCAACAACAGAAAAUUCGUUACGACCGCCGCCGAUCUAGUCGGGAGCACCUUGUUGCCAACCCAUAAUUCUUAUCUAGGCCGCGGGCGGCUGUCUGGUUUGCUCCCAACUUCCAUUGGCUGUAACAACGUCUAUGCGCCAUUGUUCAUCAACCACUCGCCACCACGUUCGCACUCCGCGAUCCACGAAGGAUUUAUCUCGGAUCACCAUAACUAACUCAAGCCAAUUGCCCACCACGACCCACAUCCUGACCUCGAUACCAACUAUUUUUGAAGGAGAGGCAGUGUAAUAUCCAUGAAUAUUGUGCAUAGACUCCUUAGGUACUUCGCCAUAUUUUAUUCGACUUUGAACGCCCUAUCCGACGGGGUCGCGAUGGGGCCAGAUGGACCGAAUGCUUGGAACGACAAGGGGCUGCUUGUUUUACCUGGAGAGAAGGCCGGAAACAGAAUGGGUUGUUGGAAGCUCAACUAUUGUUCCGUCUCUCGUCGUCUUGUGGUUCUUAGAUCCCGCCUGUUAAAAUAUCUCUAUUUGAUCUUUCUCCCAUUUCUAAAUCUUCGUUGGUUUUCAUUUGUGCGUCACUUUUCAGAACCAUGACUUAGUUCUACUUUCAGGUCCCCUAUCACCUAUUUGUGCGUGAUGAUACAGAACGGUUAGAAAGUUGACAAUGUGCUACAGCAGAAUCUCCGCAGAUAAAUCCACUUCACUUCAGUCGUGACUCCAGUACACAGUCAAAAGACCGAUCAUCAUGUAAUGUUUAUGUGAUAUGCUUUGCGAAACAGUGGAUGGGUAAGGACGACACGCACGUGUGCAGACAUGUUGUUUACAUAGUCAGGCGUCCUGAGAAGUCCGCCUUCAUAACGAAAUGCUGGAAUUCAUAUAACCACCGGAUUUGUAAUUUCAAAAGGCUAAACAUCACGGAAAUUAACUGAAGCCCAUGCUGAUUUCCACCAACCGACCUAAAACAUUCACUGUUCAUAGAACUAAAAAAAUGAAAUUAUAGCCGUCUAAGAGAGUUAGGUGCACAAAGACAAUCGGUCAAAAUUUGGAAUGCUUAGUAAAUUAGGGAAAGAUGUCGUUGCAUCCUCUUCUACCAGUUUAGGACAGCUUAAAAAUUUUAAGUUGCUUUUACUGGUCUUCUUAACUUCCAAUCGCGGUUUUUAACCUUAUCUUUGGGAAGUGCGGUAGGCCAGGCUUUAUCUGUGAUGAGAUUUCUUCGGACUAAUCCGCCCCUUCUUGAUUCACCAACUGACGCCUCUUCACCAUUUGUAUCUAGGUCCUGUCUCCAUUGUUUGCGUUACAGUUGAAAAAUGCUGACAUCUUAGUGAUUAUGAAGGCUCGUUUUACUCACACCGAACUCGAGCACCUUGCCGCCUGUAUUUUGAUUAUGAUUUUCCCUGCCCUAGGUGCUUAUGGAAGAUAACAGUAGGUUAAAUUUUAACUUAAUUUAGCAAGAAAACCAAUCACUGGCUCUAAUGGACCUUUGAAUCUCUAUUUGCCAGUUACUGACUCUUUUUGUGAGUGCUGCUUGAGUGAAAUAUUAGGCCUUACCCAGUCGUAGUCGGUGCGCUUAACAUCCAAUUUUAAGUAACCUUUUUCUUUGGACUAUUUCUUGCGUCGGACACACUUAAUCAGAAUAAACUUCACAAAUUUUGCCACUGGAGACUUGUUCUCUCAAUAAAACUGUAACAGGAGUCCUCAAUGCUAAAAACUGAUCUAUCCGUUUGAAAAACGCCGCAUAUUUCUCAGAGGUUGUCGAUUUUCUCAGUUCUCGAUUCUUUCCGUCAAGUCAAAAACAUGCAAGGAUCUUAAAAGUUGUUUUUACACAACUGAGUAUAUUCGAAAUAACGUAAGAAUCUCGGAAAGAAGACGAGUGCUGCAUCGAUAGACUGAAAUUUCAUAUAAUUUCGUAGUGCGGAUAAAUCUGGUUGCGUCCUAGGUUUACAAAUGCGAGUUAAGAGUGUAAGUUAAAAGCACUUUAAAGCAGCGCUCUGAUUAAAAAAUUAAAAGGGUCUGAGGUUGGUUUUGCCUGAAAAUUAUAUUAUGACAACAGGAGGUAUUUACAAAAACAUUUAUGACAAAUCUCAUAGAGUUAACUACCUGAUUAAAUUUCAUUCUCCAGGUAACCAAGCUCGACUGCUGGAGUUUACUCUUCCUCUGCCUCUUAUCAGUCAUCUGUCAUAUUUCCCUUUAAAUAACGAAUUUCAGGCAGCAGACCUUAAUCUUUUUGCCAUUUUAUGCAUUUUCAGUCCGCUUUGAAGCCCCGUAUUUUGCAUAUGAAACGGCUGGAAGAUUCUCCUGUUAUUAUUUCAGCCGUUUUAAGAAACACCCAUUUCAGAAAUGAAGUAUUGAAGUUGCAAGCUACAUUAUAAGAAGGCUUUCGAGGUCCUGAUAAUUCCAGACCGCGCACCAUACAAUAAAACGCCGGUCAGAUGCGCUGGAAUGCUACUUGUCAUAGUUGGAAACACUUUGUCCAGCAAACUGGAAGCGUGUCCGUUCAAAAGCGUCAUAAUAAUCCGGCAAAUAGUUCUGCAUGCCUGUGAGAGCGAUUGCUUGAUGAGGAGCUGAUGGGCCCUCAUCAGCAGACGAGGGCAAUUUUUUCUUUUAUCAGAUCUACGCAGGAGGUCUUCCGGCCUGGCCCCCCUUUUCCCUUCAUCGGCCCCAUCCUCGGGUAAUCUGCCUUUCCCCCAAAGCCUACAUCUGAGGCUGGAAAUAAACAUAUAAGGAGGAGAAAUUAGUUAUCGGAAUGCGCGUAUGUAAAUAGUAGGGCUGCCUGUAAGCGUUAAUAUCUUUGUGGGAGUCAUAACCUUCAGGUCGAGAAAAGCGCACAGUGGCAAAAAAUUAGUUCCAUGCAACUAUCUCCCCGCUCAGAAGUGGUGAUAGUCUUAUUAUUAAGCAAAGAGGUUCCUCCUCCCUCCCACCAUUCUUGGGGUACGCUCGUAGAGGCUAGACUGGGAUUAGGUACUUUUUAACGCGGCCCACCCUCUGAGUGGUGUCCCUCAUGUCUACUUGAAACGUCAUUUUUGCAGUUGAGAAUCCAACCUUUUGAAGAUGCCCCUUUAUCAGGGAAGGGUUGUAAAAGGGGCAACUAGGAAAAAAGUGGACGGGACUUCGCGAAAAAGGGCUGCCUUUUAUUUUGUUGAGUUACAUAUGUAGGAAAUCAGAACCACAGGGUCAGAAUUAUCACCUGGGAGACUUAUUUUUCUCCUCGAGCGAGAAGCAUCGUUUUGACAAAAUUCCUACAUUUGCACAAGAGAUUCCCUGCCAGCUCCAGCCUCGGCUGGCCGCGCCUCGCCGUUGUGGCCAGAGGAGGCUAUGACGAGGCCAGACCUGGCUGUCUGGCGUAUCAAUCGACAUGACGAGAGAGAGAGAGAAAGAGGGGGGAAUUCGCUUUAUUUUUAAAUUACACAUUCAAAAUUUUCAGCCACGCCUGAUCACAUCGUCCGAAAAAAUGUGCUAAGUGGUUCUCUAUUCCUUUUCGAUCUCGCCAAUUAUAGUCUCAGGUUCUUAAACUAUCGGCCGUCGCAGUAUCCUUAAAUGUGUCACCGAGUCCUCCAUGCCUCGGCGAAAGCAAACCAACGAUAAUCGGCACAUGUAAGUACGCAAUCGGACAACCGACAGUUCGACCGUAGAUUCUGACGAUGUCCACCGUGUGCUACACAACAAGGUGCAGCAGGCACGGUGGCAUGAACGUGAAUUAGUCUAUAGUGAGUGAGUGAGCUCGCAAAUCACAACUUCGCCCAGUAAGCAACGCCGCCGCACAACUGCUUCCAACGUGUCCUCGAUGUCAACGGACAUUUCGGGCUCGAAUCGGACUUGUUGGACAUCUUCGGAUUAACUGCGCCUCUCGAACGGCACCAACCAUCGUCCCCCCGCCUGCCUCUUCCUCCUCCUCCUCUCCGCCGCCAACUAACCCUGACAAUUAUUCUGACCCACCACUUCCAUCAUCCUCCUCCUCCUCCUCCUCCUCCUCCUCCUCGCCCACUGCUUCAACGGCGGCCGCUCAGGCGACUGUCCCGCGCACAGCAACCGACACUACCACCACCUCCCCCGACUCCAGGGAUGAGGAUCACGACUACACCUGCCCUCACUGCGACCGUACCUUCACCUCACACAUCGGCCUGGUCGGUCACUUGCGAAUCCAUCGCACAGAGCCUGGCGAACCAGUGCGUGGGGCACCAACCUACACCCACCGCACUCGCCUCCACUGCCCUCGCACCUUCAGGCAUCGCAUGGGUCUAUUCGGCCACAUGCGCAUCCACGAGAGCGGCCUUGACCGCACUCCCGACACACCCACCACAUCCACCGUUCACACCCCCACCCUCGCUCCAUCCGUCUGCGCCACCACCACCGCCUCCUCUGUAGCUGACACUGACACCGCCGACUUUUCAUGCCCACAUUGUCCACGCACAUUCACCUCACACAUCGGCCUGGUCGGUCACUUGCGAAUCCAUCGCACAGAGACUGGCGAACCAGUGCCUGGAGCACCCACCUAUACCCACCAAGCUCGUCUCAACUGCCCACACUGCCCUCGCACUUUCAGGCAUCGCAUGGGCCUAUUCGGCCACAUGCGCAUCCACGACGACCUGCGGUAG
Molecule: messenger RNA, 6866 nt
Organism: Spirometra erinaceieuropaei
Lineage: Eukaryota; Metazoa; Platyhelminthes; Cestoda; Diphyllobothriidea; Diphyllobothriidae
Source: the annotation of a GenBank genome assembly